Peromyscus leucopus (white-footed mouse) is the source of this 3596-nucleotide messenger RNA. Its product is annotated as integrator complex subunit 1-like. The record is from RefSeq and is a predicted model, not a curated record. Lineage: Eukaryota; Metazoa; Chordata; Mammalia; Rodentia; Cricetidae. Gene Ontology annotation, biological process: U2 snRNA 3'-end processing. Gene Ontology annotation, cellular component: integrator complex.
AUGGCACACCUCUUCUCGAAGCCUCCUGCAGCACCGCCUCCGACGCUGUCCUCAGUGCCCUGCUGUCCGUGUUCUCCCGCUAUGUGCGGCGCAUGCGCAAGAGCAAGGAGGCGAGGAGGUCUACAGUUGGGUGAGGCCCCGUGGGUCAGCAACCCAGCCGGUGGGACGGGGCAUUCAGAGCGGUCGGAGUCUCAGGACAAGUGUUCCUACGCUGACAGUGGGGAGACAGCCACCAUGCACAUCCUUGUGUCCAUGCAUGGUCAUCCUGCUAACAUUGGCCCACCCGUGCUUCCCCACUGUAAAAAGUACGGUCCUUCGUGGGUUCGUGGCUCCUCAGGUGAUCCCGAUGUUCGCUGUAUCUUCUCUGCAGCUGGUGAUGGCGAGUUCCACGAGUUGCUGGACAUCUGGUUUCCGGAGAAGAAGCCCCUGCCCACAGCCUUCCUGGUGGACACCUCUGAGGAGGCUCUGCUGCUGCCCGACUGGCUGAAGCUGCGGAUGAUCCGUUCUGAGCCCUGCAGGACUGGAGCCCAGCAGCUGCUGCUCUUUGUGCAGUCCUUUGGCAUCCCCGUGUCCAGCAUGAGCAAGCUCCUGCAGUACCUGGACCAGGCAGUGGCCCAGGACCCCCAGACCCUGGAGCAGAACAUCAUGGACAAGAAUUACAUGGCCCACCUGGUUGAGGUACAGCAUGAGAGAGGUGCUUCCGGAGGCCAGACCUUCCACUCACUACUCACCGCCUCCCUGCCACCCCGCCGAGACAGCACAGAGGCUCCUAAGCCAGAAAGCAGCCCUGAGCCCCCGCCAGGCCAGGGCAGGACUCGGGCAGGCACACAGGUCCCAGUGCUUGGCCCUGAGGACGACUUGGCAGGCAUCUUCCUACAGAUCUUCCCACUGAGCCCCGACCCACGGUGGCAGAGCUCCAGCCCACGCCCCCUCGCCCUGGCCCUGCAGCAAGCCCUGGGCCAAGAGCUGGCUCGUGUUCGCCAGGGGAACCCCGAGGUGCCAGGCAUCACAGUGCGCCUCCUGCAGGCCAUGGCCACCCUGCUGAGCUCCCCGCAUGGUGGCACUCUAGCUCUGGCUAUGCACCACAGCCACUUCCUUUCCUGUCCACUGAUGCGCCAGCUCUACCAGUACCAGCGUGCUGUCCCUCAGGACACUGGCUUCUCCUCGCUCUUCCUUAAAGUGCUUAUGCAGAUUCUGCAGUGGCUGGACAGUCCCGCUGUGGAGGAUGGGCCCUUGCAGGCCCAACUCAAGUUGUUUGCUACCAGAUACUCGGCGAGACGCAGGAUCAGUGACGUGAGCAGUGGGCUGCAGCACCUGGCUGAGGCCCUGAGCUUCCGACAUGACCUGGAGAUGGCCAGCUCCACCGUGCAGGCUGUCAUUGCUACCUUAAGGUCCGGGGAGAAGUGCACUGUGGAGCCUGAGCUCAUCAGCAAAGUCCUCCGUGGCCUCAUCGCGGUGCGCUCCCCUCACUUGGAAGAGCUGCUGACGGCCCUUUUCUCAGCCACUGCCCAGGCCUCCUCGAGCUCGGCCUCCAUGCCCAUCGUGCUGGUGAGCUCCCUGCUGCUGCAGGAGAAGGAUGAGCUCCUAGGCCCUGGCAAGCAGGACGCGGAGGGUACCGGCACAGAGACUGUGCGCCUGGGACCAGCGUCGGGGCUGCUUGUGGACUGGCUGGAGACGCUGGACCCGGAAGUGGUCAGUAGUUGUCCUGACCUUCAGAGGAAACUGCUCUUCUCACGAAGAAAGGGUAAAGGCCACGUAAGUGCCCAGGUGCUGUCUUUCCGCCCCUACCUCCUGGCCCUGCUCACACACCAGGCCAGCUGGGCCACACUACACCGCUGCAUCCGUGUCCUGCUAGGCAAGAGCCGGGAGCAGAGGCUCGACCCCUCAGCCUCCCUGGACUUCCUCUGGGCCUGCAUCCAUGUUCCCCGGAUCUGGCAGGGCCGGGACCAGCGCACUCCACAGAAGCGGCGGGAGGAGCUGGUGCUUCAUGUCCAGGGCCCAGAGCUGCUCAGCCUGGUGGAACUGAUCCUCUCUGAGGCAGAGACCAGAAGCCAGGAUGGGGACAGUGCUGCACGCACCCUCAUCCAGACACGGCUGCCCCUGCUGCUUAGCUGCUGCCGCGGCAAUGAGAGCGUCGGAAAAGUGACGGAGCACCUGACCAGCUGCAUUCAGCAGUGGGGGGACAGCGUGCUGGGCCAGCGCUGCCGGGACCUGCUAUUGCAGCUCUACCUGCAGCGGCCAGAGGUCCGGCUGCCGGUGCCUGAGGUCCUUCUGCAAAGCGAAGGUGCCGCCAGCAGCAGCAUCUGCAAGCUGGACGGGCUCAUCCAUCGCUUCAUCACGCUCCUGGCAGACACCAGUGACUCCCGGUCUUCUGAGAGCAGAGUGGCUGAUGCCAACAUGGCCUGUCGGAAGCUGGCUGUGGCUCACCCCAUCCUGCUGCUCAGGCACCUGCCCAUGAUCGCAGCCCUCCUGCAUGGCCGCACACACCUGAACUUCCAGGAGUUCCGGCAGCAGAACCACCUGGCCUUCUUCCUGCAUGUGCUGGGCAUCUUGGAGCUGCUGCAGCCGCGGGUCUUCCAGAGCGAGCACCAGGGGGCGCUGUGGGACUGCCUGCGCUCCUUCAUCCGCCUGCUCCUGAACUACCGGAAGUCCUCCCGCCACCUGGCCCCCUUCAUCAGCAAGCUGGUGCAGUUCAUCCACAAGUAUGUGGCCUGCAGUGCGCCGGCGGCAGUGGCCUUCCUGCAGAAGCACGCCGAGCCCCUCCAUGACCUGUCCUUUGACAACAGCGACCUGGUGAUGUUGAAGUCUUUACUGGCAGGGCUCAGCCUGCCCAGCCGGGACGGGAGAGCGGACCAAGGCCUGGAUGAGGAAGGCGAAGAUGAGCGUUCAGCCGGCUCCCUACCCUUAGUCAGCGUCUCCCUCUGCACCCCACUGACUGUAGCUGACGUGGCCCCGCACAUGAAGAGGCUCUCCCGGGGCCAGGCUGUUGAGGAUGUGCUCGAGACUCUGAGCGACAUAGAUGAGAUGUCCCGGCGGAGGCCUGAGGUCCUGGGCUUCUUCUCGACCAACUUGCAGCGGCUGAUGAGCUCAGCGGAGGAGUCUUGCCGCAACCUGGCCUUCAGCCUCGCGCUGCGCUCCAUCCAGAACAACCCCAGCAUCGCUGCUGACUUCCUGCCCACCUUCAUGUACUGCCUGGGCAGCCGGGACUUCGAGGUGGUACAGACGGCCCUCAGGAACUUGCCGGAGUACACCCUGCUCUGCCAAGAGCAUGCGCCUGUGCUGCUGCACCGAGCCUUCCUGGUGGGCAUGUACGGCCAGAUUGACACCAGCACCCAGAUCUCGGAGGCCCUGAAGAUCCUGCACAUGGAGGCUGUCAUGUGAACACUGUGGUCAUCACGAUUCCACGCUAGACCAGCAAGCCUGCUCUGUGCUCUUCUCAUCCCUGAGCCCUUGAGGCUGGGCAGGGCUGAGAACAGCUCUCUCCAGCCAUCAGCUAGUUCUGGUGGUCGCCAUCUUUCCAGAGAGAUACCACGAGAGGCUGUUGAGCCAGCAAAGCACGCUGAGGGCCACUUUAAAUGAAACAUCAAGUCCUCGUG